Messenger RNA from Cladophialophora bantiana CBS 173.52, 324 nucleotides. RefSeq lists its product as uncharacterized. NCBI's taxonomy places the organism in Eukaryota, Fungi, Ascomycota, Eurotiomycetes, Chaetothyriales, Herpotrichiellaceae. The transcript has a single exon. The record is from RefSeq and is a predicted model, not a curated record. Bases 1 to 324 code for a protein of 107 amino acids.
AUGGCCAACCGGGGCAUGGGUUUUGAAGGCCUCGCAGCAAAGGCAGGAGCGAUGAAUUUUGAUCCCUUGACGAGCUCCAACGGCAACAACAACCUGAUCUUGCUCCAGGUGAACAACUACAGGCUUCCCCAGGAGAUCAUCCUUCAGAUCGUUUCCUGCUUCGUCUCCGAGGCUGGGCUCUGCUUUUCCAACAGCCCCGACUAUGACGCCGAUGUUUCCACCAUUCGUGCCCUGCUGAAGACGACCCUCAGCAUCAAGCGUGAGCUUUUGCGACGAAUCCUCGCGAAGCCUCUGCACAUAUACAUUACCUCGGGAAAGAAUUGA